Messenger RNA from Gadus chalcogrammus (walleye pollock), 6102 nucleotides. RefSeq names its product laminin, beta 2 (laminin S) (gene lamb2). The coding region runs from base 132 to 5717 and encodes 1861 amino acids. Gene Ontology annotation, molecular function: extracellular matrix structural constituent. Gene Ontology annotation, biological process: basement membrane assembly; cell migration; substrate adhesion-dependent cell spreading. Gene Ontology annotation, cellular component: laminin trimer. The transcript is spliced from 37 exons. The record is from RefSeq and is a predicted model, not a curated record. NCBI's taxonomy places the organism in Eukaryota, Metazoa, Chordata, Actinopteri, Gadiformes, Gadidae.
GCAGUCCGCCUAACUAGGGCUCACACAGGUGGCUGCUGGGGCUCUGGACAGACGCGCUGUUGUCCAACUGUUGAAACUUUCCAAGCAGCCGCUGUCACCGCACGGCUUCCGCAGAUCCAGGCAUCUCCAAGAUGGCCGCCCUGACGCUGGCCUUCAGCCUGCUGCUAUUUGUGCACGUGUCGUCGGGGGAGGAGCUUCCGUCUUCAGCACACGUCUGCACGGGGGGCAGCUGUUACCCGGCAACCGGGAACCUUCUGAUUGGACGAGCCGUCAACCUGACAGCCACCUCCACCUGCGGUUUGGACGGGCCCGAGAACUACUGCAUCGUCAGCCACCUGCAGGAGUCAGACAAGUGCUUCCAGUGUACCUCCCAGCGUGGCCCCGACGGCGCCCAGUCGAGGACCAGCCACGGCGUGGAGAACGUGAUCUACCUGAAGGACCGCCACGGGGAGCUCACCUGGUGGCAGUCGGUCAACGGGCUGGAGAGCGUCAGCCUCCGCCUGAACCUGGAGGCUGAGUUCCACUUCACUCACCUCAUCAUGAAGUUCAAGACCUUCCGGCCGGCGGCCAUGCUGAUCGAGCGCUCUUCGGACUUCGGGCGGUCGUGGCGACCCUACCGGUACUUCGCCUACAACUGCACCAAGACCUUCCCCGCGGUGCCGGCCAAUGGGCUGCUCCGGAUCAACGACGUCGUCUGUGAGGACCGCUACUCCGACAUCGAGCCGUCCACGGAGGGAGAGGUGAUCUACAAAGUGUUGGAUCCCGCGAUCCACGUCAAGGACCCCUACAGCCUGGAGAUCCAAGAGCUCCUGCGCAUCACCAACCUGCGGAUCAACCUGACCAAGCUGCACACGCUGGGGGACAACCUGCUGGACCGCCGGCCCGACGUGCUGCAGAAGUACUACUACGCCCUGUACGAGCUGGUGGUACGAGGCAGCUGCUUCUGCUACGGACACGCCUCCGAGUGCGCCCCCGUGCCCGGCGUGGACACCAGGGAGCCCGGCAUGAUCCACGGCCGCUGCGUGUGCAAUCACAACACAGAGGGUCUGAACUGCGAACGGUGCCGACACUUCCACCACGACCUCCCCUGGAGCCCGGCGGAGUCACAGAACCCACACACCUGCAGAGAGUGUGAGUGCAACGGUCACUCCAGCCAGUGCCACUUCGACAUGGCCGUGUUCCUGGCCACGGGGAACGUGAGCGGGGGGGUGUGUGACGGCUGCCUCCACAACACCAUGGGCCGCAGCUGUGACCUGUGUGAGCCCUUCUACUACAGAGACCCCCGCAGGGACGUCAGGGACCCCCAGGUCUGCACCGUGUGUGACUGCGACCCGGUGGGCUCCCUGGAGGGGGGCGUGUGUGACGGACACAGCGACCUGGACGCCGGGAUGAUCGCGGGCCAGUGCCGCUGCAAGGCCAACGUGAAGGGGGCGCGCUGCGACGACUGCAAGGAGGGCUACUACGGCCUGAGCCAGGAGGACCCCCUGGGCUGCCAGCCGUGUAACUGCGACCCGCGGGGGAUCAUCAGGGUGGGCGCGCCGUGCGACCAGAUCAGCGGAGACUGCUCCUGUAAACGAUACGUCACGGGACGCCACUGUGACCAGUGUCUGGCAGAGUACUGGGGUCUGAGUAAUGACCUGGCCGGCUGUAGGUCAUGUGACUGUGACUUUGGAGGAGCCUUCAACAACGGGUGCAUGGCGGAGAACGGGCAGUGUGAGUGCAGGAGGCACCUGAUUGGACGGCAGUGCUCCGAGGUGCAGCCGGGGUACUUCUGCGCUCCGCUCGACUUCUCCAAAUACGAGGCUGAGGGCUCGGACGUCACAGGCCACGCCCCCGAUGACUCAACGCUGCCGGGUAAGGCGAGGCCCCAGGCGGAGGUGGACUGCGUGGAGCAUCUCAACAACCAGCUGCAGCGCCACCGCCGCCACCGCCGCAUGGCCACCGCCAAGCAGCAGAGGGCAGCGCUGAGGCGCAUCCGCCAGCUGCAGCAGACGGUAAGAGGAAGGGCGGUAAUGAGUGUACCCAGGGAGCAGCAGCCGGGCCGCCCCCCCUCCUGGACCGGGCUGGGCUUCGCCAGGGUCCCCCAGGGGGGGUCUCUGGAGUUCAGCGUCGCCGACGUGCCCUUAUCCAUGGAGUACGACCUGCUGCUGCGCUACGAGUCCCAGGUCAGCGUGCUGCUGCGGGACUGGGAGGAGGUCCGGGUGACGGUGGUCCGGCCCGGGUCCAUCCCCACCAGCAGCCCCUGUGGGAACACCAUCCCCGCCGACGACCGGCUCACCACCACCCUGCCUGCUGGAUCCCGGUUCGUGGUGGUGCCCAGGCCCAUAUGUCUGGAGAGGGGCGUGGCCUACACCCUCCGUCUGGAGUUCACACGCUACGGCGACGCCAACAGCGUCUCUGGGGGCGGAGCCGAGACCAUCCUGCUCAUAGACUCUAUCGCCCUGCUCCCCCGCCCCUCCUCCCUGGAGAUGUUCAGCGGGGGGGACGCGGGCUCGGAGGUCCGUCGCCAGGCCAUGGAGCGGUACCGCUGCACGGAGGGCCCGCGGGGGGUCAGCCGCCCGCUGCUCAGCGACACCUGCGCCAAGCUCACCUCCAGCAUGUCGGCCGUGAUCAACGACGGGGCGCUGCCCUGUAACUGCGACCCCCAGGGCGCGGCCAGCUCUCUGUGUGACGUGCGGGGGGGCCAGUGUCGCUGCAGGCCCAACGUGAUUGGCCGACGCUGUGACCAGUGUGCUCCAGGGACCUAUGGCUUUGGCCCAUCCGGAUGUAAAGCAUGCGGCUGCAGUGUGGAGGGCUCCUCCUCGCGGCUGUGUGACGGCUCCAGCGGUCAGUGCGCGUGCCGCGCCGGGGCCUUCGGUCUCCGCUGCGACGGCUGUCAGAGCGGCCACUGGGGCUUCCCCCACUGCCGGCCCUGCCAGUGCAACGGCCACGCCCUGCAGUGCCAGCAGAAGACAGGAGCCUGCAUCGACUGCAGGGCCAACACAGGCGGAGACCAGUGUGACAGGUGUGCCGACGGUUACUACGGCAACCCCUCUCUGGCGUCGGGCAACCAUUGCCGGCCCUGCCCAUGCCCGGACGGACCCAACAGCGGGCGUCACUUCGCCGACUCCUGUUACCAGGACAACCACAACGGACAGAUCGUCUGCAACUGUAUCCAGGGUUACACAGGGAUAGUUAAACGCUCUGGAAAGACCAUUUUUAAGCGCGCCCGGUGCGACGAGUGCGCCCCCGGUUACCACGGCAACCCCUCGGAGCCCGGCGGCCGCUGCAGGCCCUGCCAGUGCAGCAACAACAUCGACAUGUCGGACAUGGGCUCGUGCGACCGGCGCAGCGGCGAGUGCCGGAAGUGCCUCUACAACACCGAGGGGCCCAGCUGCGGCAUCUGCAAGAGCGGUUACCACGGAGACGCCUCGCGGCGCAACUGCAGGAAGUGCACGUGUAACUUCCUGGGGACGACCAGCAGCCAGUGCACGGAGCGGGAUGCGUGUGUGUGCCAGCGGUCCUCGGGCCAGUGCCAGUGCCUGGACAACGUGAUCGGGCUGAGCUGCGACCACUGCGCCCCCGAUCACUGGAACCUGGCCGGGGGGCGGGGCUGUGAGACCUGUGGGUGUGACCCCCACAACUCCGUCAGCUCCUCCUGCAACGAGUUCACUGGCCAGUGUCAGUGCCGUGACGGCUUCGGAGGAAAGACCUGCACAGACUGCCAGGAGAAGUACUGGGGAGACCCCAGGACCCAGUGCAGAGCCUGUGACUGCGACUGGCGGGGCAUCGAGUCGGCCCAGUGCGACCGGGCGACGGGCCACUGCGUGUGCAAGCAGGGCGUGUCGGGGGUGCGGUGCGACCAGUGCGCCCGAGGCUUCUCUGGUCUGUUCCCCGCCUGCCAGCCCUGCCACCAGUGCUUCGGGGACUGGGACCGAAUCGUCCAGGACCUGGCGGUUCGCACCAAGACCCUGGCGGGCCGGGCCCAUGAGAUCCAGAGCACGGGGCUGACCGGGGCCUACGAGAAGGCCUUCCGGGACCUGGAGGAGAAGCUGGCCCAGGCCCAGGGGAUCGUCAACGCCCGCAACGCCACCGCCACCGCCGUGGGAACCCUGAUGGAGCUCAUCGAGGACCUCAGGGCUCAGAUCGGCGAGACCACGGACACGCUGAACCGCCUGGAGGGGGAUCUGACCAUGGUCCAGGACAGCAACUCUGAGGCCAGCAAGGAGCUGAGUGCCCUGGAGAGAGAGGCCAAGGCCCUGAACCUCACCUCAGAGCAGCUCCACAGGCAGCUGGACGUCCUCAAGAACUCCAACUUCCUGGGGGCCUAUGACAGCAUCCGCAGCUCCUACAACCGGUCACGUGACGCGGAGCGCCGUGCCAACGAGUCCACGACCACCCGGCCCAGCACCGUCAGCCAAUCGGCGGACAUGCGCCGCCGCACCGAGCGCCUCAUCACCGCCAAGAAGGACGACUUCAACCGCAAGAACGCGGCCAACAAGCGGGCCCUUGGGGACCUGAACGGCCGCGUGCAGGGCCUGGACAUGAAGAAGAUCAACGAGAAGGUGUGCGGGGCCCCCGGCGACGCCCCGUGUGCAGACAGCCCGUGCGGGGGCGCCGGUUGCCGUGACGACGAGGGGAAGCGGCGCUGCGGAGGCCUGAACUGCGCCGGGGCGGCGGCGGAGGCCGGGCGGGCCCUGGAGAGCUCCCGGCGGGCGGAGGAGGAGCUGAGCAAGGCCAUGGGCGAGGUGGAGGGGCUCUUCUCCAAGGUGGCGGAGGCCAAGAGCAGGGCGGAGGAGGCCAAGGGCCAGGCGCAGGCGGCGCUGGACCGAGCCACGGCCACCAAGAACAAGGUGGAGCGCUCCAACAACGAGCUGAGGGACCUCAUCAAGCAGAUCAGAGAGUUCCUCACGCAGGAGGGGGCGGACCCGGACAGCAUCGAGGCGGUGGCCAACCGCGUGCUGGAGCUGUCCAUCCCGGCCUCGCCCCAGCAGAUCCGACACCUGGCGGAGGAGAUCAAGGAGCGCGUGCGCAGCCUCUCCAACGUGGACGCCAUCUUGGAGCAGACGCAGGACGACGUGCGCAAGGCGGAGCAGCUGCUGCUGGACGCCAAGAGGGCCAGGCACAGUGCGGAGGGGGUGAAGACCACCACGGAGACGGUGAAGCAGGCUCUGCUCGACGCCAAGACGGCUCAGGCCACCGCGGAGGAGGCUAUCGCCAGGGCCAAGUCCGACAUCGGGGACACUGAGAACCGUCUGGCACAGAUCGAGUCGGAGACGUCCAACAGCGAGAAGGACCUGCGGGACGCGGUGGAGCGGCUGGGCACCCUGGGCCAGCAGAUCGACGCCCUGAAGAACAAGAGGGUCGGCAACAACAUGGCCGCCGCCCGCGCCGAGGAGACCGCCACCAUGGCCCGCGACAAGGCCAACGAGGCCAAGCAGAUCCUGGAGGGCCAGCUGACGGAUAAGUUCCAGGAGGUGCAGCAGCGGGUGGACACCAAGGCCCGGGCGGUGCAGGAGGCCAGGCAGCGGGCCGAGGGCCUCCGCGACCAGGCCAAGGAGCUGCUGACCGACGCACAGAACAAGCUGCUCAGACUCGCAGAGCUGGAGAAGGAGUAUGAGGAGAACCAGAAGAGGCUGGAGGGCAAGGCACGCCAGCUGGACGGGCUGGAGGACAAGAUGAAGGCCAUCCUCAGCGACAUCAACAAGCAGAUCCAGAUCUACAACACCUGCCAGUAGCCCGGCCCCGGCCAAUCAGAGCCCCUCCUGUUGCCCCCGCCCCUCCCUGUCCCCUCGAGCUUCACUGGUCUGCACUGAGACUACACUAUGCACUGUUGUCCAAUCACGUUAAAGAUACUAGAUGAGGGGGCGGGGCCUGAUGUAAGGGGAAGAGAUUCGACUUUUGGGAAUGUGCUCAAUGUUGUCAGUUUUAAGAAAAUGCCCCUGUACGUAUUUUUAAAGUAACAUUUUUCAAAUUGUUUAAUAUUUUGUCUGCAACUGCAAACGCAAAGUCAUUGUUUAUUUUCUUACUGCCAAAUAAACCAAACUACUGGACCUGUCUGAGGCCCGUGUCAGCUGUCUUUCUGAUGCCUUCACUACUUCAUGACACCAAAAUCAAUCAAUU